Molecule: messenger RNA, 1140 nt
Organism: Colletotrichum siamense
Lineage: Eukaryota; Fungi; Ascomycota; Sordariomycetes; Glomerellales; Glomerellaceae
Exons: 1
Coding region: 1-1140 (379 amino acids)
Source: RefSeq, a predicted model, not a curated record
AUGAAGGACCCGGUCGAGCCUCGGAACGUCGAACCUACAGAGCUCGUCGAUGCUCCCGACCAUAUCGUCUACGCAGAGGGGACUAGUGAGCCCCUUAAUUUCAGUAACCUCACUAUCAUUCCUAUCAACAAACCACGAGAAGAGAUCUUCUUUUUCAAGAGGAUGGAAGGAAGUAACGCCAGGUUCGACGCAAUGGUUCAGGUGGGCGGUGGGGAACUGCGCCCAGAUGCUGAGGAAGCUGGUCUGAAGAGUGCUAUCUGGGAAGUUAUCGACGGCGUGUACCUGUACCGUCGGGCGGGACUUUCCUUCAAGGUCCUCCAGUCCGUGGGGUCUGCGGAGUACACAUCUCCGGAGAGGUCCUUCCACAGAGUCAAGCACAUUUUCAGCCUGAAGACGUGCGCUUUACUCGCCAAUCGAGAUGUUUACGGCGGACUGCAGGUGCUGAAGCUAGCGCUCUCUGGUGAUACCUUCGACCUGGCCCGGCCCAAGGAUCACGGCCUCGUCGUCCAUCACCCCAGAUGGAUCAAACGUGUGAAGCAUAUUGCGGAUCUCCUGGGCCUGGAGAUGGGCUCGCCUUACAGCGGCCACAGCAUGAUGCCUACCGAAGACGACGUUGCAGACUGGGCUGCGGGUCAUGCGGAGAAGAAGUUAGCAGCAUAUACCAUCUACGCCAUGCUCAAGUUGUACGUGUUCGGCGAUCGCAUAAUCACGCACGUCAGUAUAGCAGAUUUGCAGCAGCUCAAGAGCUGUCUCCGGAAGGACGGUCUAGCGCCUCGGUUUGAGAUCCACCUCAGCCACAAGCUGUGUGGGGUGCUGCAUGAGUCUGGAAAGUGUGUCCCUUUUGUCCAACGGCUGGGAUACCUAACUGGUAUCGACUUCGCUAUAUAUCAUUGGGAAAACGGUGUGAUUCUCGAUGGAAUAGUGCCCGCGCGGACGGGAAAAAAGGAGACGACCAGAGAGGCUUGCGCAGACGGCGGGAGGGAAGACACGGACAUAGACGACUAUAAUUCCGAAGUUGACGAUCUCGAGCUCACGCUCGCGGAGAAGUACCCAGACGACUGGGGUGCUAUUUUGCGCAGCGGCCUAGACGAUGUAGGACCCCAAGGAGCACAUCUACCCGGGCACCCGGCGUUCGUGUGA